AAAUUCGCUGGCAAUAAAGGGCCAGAUGAUUGUGCUGCACGAAUCACAGGCCUCUCGGGAGAAACCCAGGAAGGUCCCACACCGGUCAGCCCCCUCUCCAAGACUGGCAGUGGGCCUGACUCCUUCUGGGUGCCAGCACUAGGAGAGUGACAAGACUGAGCCUGGCUUAAGGAGCAACUACUUCUGCAGCUGGAUCAGCAAGGGUGACGAGAGUUGAACACAGAUGGAAGAGGAAAUGAUCCAUCCUCGGCCUUUGCAGGAGGAGGCAUAUGAUAUGUCAGGCGCCCGUCUGGCCCUGACACUGUGUGUCAUGAAAGCCCGGGAAGGUUCAGAAGCAGACAUAAGUGCCCUGGAACACAUGUUCAAGCAGCUGAGAUUUGAGAAUACCACGAAGAGAGAUCCCACUGCCCAGCAAUUCCAGGAAGAAUUGAAAAAUUUCCAGGAUGUCAUAGAUAACUGGAAAGAACCCGUCAGCUGCGCCUUUGUGGUGCUCAUGGCGCAUGGAGAAGAAGGCCUCCUCAAGGGAGAAGAUGGGGAGAUGGUCAAGCUGGACGACCUCUUUGAGACCUUGAACAACAAGAACUGCCGGGCCUUAAGAGGCAAGCCUAAGAUUUACAUUGUGCAGGCCUGUCGAGGAGAACACAGAGACCUCGGUGAAACAAUAGGUGGAGAUGAGAUGGUGAUGGUCACCAAGGAUGAGCCUCAAACCAUCCCAACUUACACAGACACCGUCCAUGUCUACUCCACAGUGGAGGGGCACCUCGCCUACAGACAUGACGUGGAUGGCUCUACCUUCAUCCAAACCCUAACAGAUGUGUUCUGCAACAGGAAAGGACCCAUCCUGCAACUUCUGACAGAGGUGACCAGGCGCAUGGCAAAAGCAGAACUGGUCCAGGAAGGAACAGCGAGGAAAGUGAAUCCUGAAAUCGAAAGCACCCUCCGGAAACAACUCUAUCUACAAUAGAAGUAGAAAAAGCAGGGAGAAGCUCUCCUUCAGGUGCUCUCUCUGCCCCGCAGAUAUUCAGAGGCAGCUCUUACCAUUCCUUAAAAUCUUCUCUUCCCAAGGCUAACUGGAACCCAAUCCCUCUUUCAUUAUGCCCCCUCAUCCAUGUUCUUCUUAGAGCAAGCCAACCACAAUUGAGCACGAGGCAUGAUGAUAACAUUAGCAUCACCUCUCUCAGGCUGGAUUCUCUACUUCUAUUAAUGCAACCUCUGAGAGCAUUCAUUUAUCCUACUUUCUGUUCUUAUGUUCAGCUGAGAUCUUCUUCUUCCUAUGAAUCAUAUCCUUGGAAAUUUAACUAGAUGAAGCUCAUAUUUUCCACUGGCAAACAUUGCUUGCUCACCACCUCCCACCCCAGUGACAAUUUAGCUGGCUCCUUCAUCUCACCUGGAACUAUAAUCUCCUCCUCAGUCCACAUCCAUUCCAUCUCCCAGUGAUUUACUCAUAAACCCUGGGGUUUCUGUAAGCAAAAAUUGCUCUUCCUCCUAUACCCUGCUUCUGUGGCUAUCAAGUUGGUGUCAAGUUGGCCCCUUUCUCCUAAUGUCUCUCCCUAUAAGGCACUGAACUCCUUGCAAGGAAAUCCACCCAUCCAUCCUCACAACUCAACUUUCAAUCACAGCUGAUCCCCUAGUGUCAUCCUGUUAUUUUGCAGAACAUAUAAUACAGGAGGAGAGAAGUUAAAUAAUUAGUCAAAAGCCACACCGCAAGACAUAAACAGAGUCAAGGCCUGACUUCCAGCCCAGCCUCCUUUCCUUAUCUGCCAAGUUUUGAUCCAUCAAAAAUCUUUUCUAAUUAGAACUGACAAAAAAAAUUCCUUUUCCUACCUUGGUGGUAGUUUUCUGAGAGACUUCUAGAAAUUUUCAACAAGCACCUACCAGGUCACCUCUGUGGAAUUUCAGCACUGGGCUGUGCUGUCUUCCAAGUCUUUGGCCCUUGCUGUGGACACGUCCGCCAUCUUGAAAACUUCUGACUAAAGAUGAGUCUUUUCUUCCUGGUCCCUCCUCCAAACAUUCCUUGGCCUCCGCACCCUUGGACCCCAGGUUGGGGGUUCGGUGUUUAUCAAUGAUUCCUCUCUUCUUGCCCCUUCAUAUCCUGCCAGCCACCAUGCCCAGCCCUGCCUGACUUUGGAACAGCCUACACAUGUGCCUCAGCUGCUCUUCCCUGCAAUCUUCCAAACUCCACCUCCACCCUCUCCUACCUUCAUUUUUACCAACCAUGGUCCUUCCUUGCCCCUCUGAGCCCAUCCUUCCAUCUCUCCUCCAUACAACCCACAAGAAUGAUCUCUCUGGAAAGCUCUAGAAGACAUGAGACCUAUUAUUUAGGGACCAAGAGCAAACCCCACAUCCUGACUCUCACAGCUUUGCAAUCCCACCUGCCACCAGCACUCCCUCUAAGCUUCUGCUAUCCCCAUUCCCCCAAACUAAGGGGUCCUCUCUCUCCCCUGGCCCUCUUUCCACUACCUCCCACCCCUAUUUAUUCCAGAAAGCCAUUCCCUAUAGUCUUUCUAGUUGCUGCUCCCCUGUUACUCAGAACAAAACACUGGAAAUUACAAUUUCUAGAGGGCAGGAAAGAAUCUUUGAUUGGAAUAAUUAGUGUUCAAUAAACAGCUGUCAAAUCUUGCCAA
Messenger RNA from Ictidomys tridecemlineatus (thirteen-lined ground squirrel), 2624 nucleotides. RefSeq names its product caspase 14 (gene Casp14). Gene Ontology annotation, biological process: proteolysis; positive regulation of neuron apoptotic process. Gene Ontology annotation, molecular function: cysteine-type endopeptidase activity. Gene Ontology annotation, cellular component: cytoplasm; cytosol. The record is from RefSeq and is a predicted model, not a curated record. Lineage: Eukaryota; Metazoa; Chordata; Mammalia; Rodentia; Sciuridae.